Messenger RNA from Scatophagus argus, 8287 nucleotides. RefSeq names its product BCR activator of RhoGEF and GTPase (gene bcr). The transcript has 24 exons. NCBI's taxonomy places the organism in Eukaryota, Metazoa, Chordata, Actinopteri, Scatophagidae. Gene Ontology annotation, molecular function: guanyl-nucleotide exchange factor activity; GTPase activator activity; protein serine/threonine kinase activity. The record is from RefSeq and is a predicted model, not a curated record. Gene Ontology annotation, cellular component: membrane. Gene Ontology annotation, biological process: intracellular signal transduction; positive regulation of GTPase activity; protein phosphorylation. Bases 531 to 4688 code for a protein of 1385 amino acids.
CGCUGUCACUCUGGUCCCUCCCAUUCCUGCAGCCCUCCAGUGUUGCUGGCCUGAGAUGGGAGCGCUCACAGCACCCACAUCAUCGCGGCUCAAGAAACGGGAUAAAGCUGGAAAAGAACACAAAAGACAACAAUAGCACAUACGUACCGUGGAAAAAAAUGGGAUAGCGAAACAACUCAUUUGCUGUUCCACCGGAUCCCCACCAUCUUGAUCGCGUCCUCCGGGAAACUCAGAUGUUGUCGUCGCCUGUGUUUUGCGCUUUUUAUCCAUUCUCCUGCAGCGCCGCUGGUACAAAGGCGCUCGGUCCGGAGCAGCAGCACCUGGGAUUACUGCCGUAUGAAUGGGCAAGAGUGAGCGGACCUGCUAUCGUGGACAACUCCGGAAUGGUAGAGUCAGACAGUGGCCAUUGUUUUCGGUAAGGCUUCUGUGGCGAACUGGACUAAAGAAGGAAAGAGUAGUGCGCCCUUGGCAUCAUUCACACAGUUUGUGUGAACCAGAGUCGGUCACAGAAAUUAUUAAGGCAUAAAAAUAUGGUGGAGCCGGUGGGUUUCAUCGAAGCUUGGAAGGCGCAGUUCCCGGAGUCAGAGCCCCCCAAGAUGGAGCUGAGGUCCGUCGGAGGGAUCGAGCAAGAGCUGGAGAAGUGCAAAGCGUCCAUCAGGCGUCUGGAGCAGGAGGUGAACAAGGAGCGCUUCCGCAUGAUCUACCUGCAGACCUUGUUGGCAAAGGAGAGGAAGAGUUAUGACAAACAACGGUGGGGCUUCAGGAAAACACCGCUGAACGAGGGGGUGGACGCUGCAGCCACUCAGGGCGCCGAGUGUCAGUCUCAGCAGCCUCACAUGCAGGAGACAGGUGGAGUUGGAGUAGGUGUCGGAGGCUAUGGUGGUUGCAUUGGGGGUGUUGGGGAUAGGAACCGUUAUCAACCUCUGGGAGAUGGUGCUGGCAGGUCCAAACCCAGGCCUCCACCAGCUAGGAAGUCAGCCUCCCACGGAGACGGCCUGGAGUCAGCGUUUGAGGUACCCCCGCAGGCUGAGUCGACAUCCUGUGACAACCUAGAUGGCCUCUCACCGUCCAAGCAGAGAGGCGGCAUCUCAGUCUCCCCCCGCAGGCCCAAUCUUCCGCCCCCAGACAAGGAACUGCCCUCUGAUCCCAAGGACAAGAUGGGAAUGGGACUUGGUGUGGCUGCUCUCAGGUCCAACUUUGAGAGGAUUAAACGGGCCAACUCCCACUCUGCAGGCGAUGUAGCCAAGGGCCAGGAGAAACAGCUGCCACCUCCUCCACCACCAUUCUACUCAAAUAUGGAAUUCCACCAUGAGAGGGGUCUGGUCAGAGUCAAUGAUCGUGACGUCUCUGAAAAGAUCAGCACCCUGGGCAGCCAGGCCAUGCAGAUGGAGCGAAAGAGAUCCCUUCACUCCCUCCCAGGUAAUCUGGCUACCGUGGCAGGUGAGCUCCGUGCCAGGCCAGUGUAUAGAGGUCGGUCCACUGAGAGCACGUGUGGCUAUGAUGCCGAGAAUGAAGAUGGAGAACCCAACCAGCGACAUCCAGGGAGGGCCAAUGGCGGCAAACCUCCACCCCCUCCUUGGCAGCCAUCUGAGUUCCAGGCCUAUUCCAGUGUCUAUGUUGGUGGGGUCAUGAUGGGUGAAGGUGGCAGUGGAGAUGGGAGAGGUGGUAGUGGUGGAGGUGGCAGUGGAGUUACAGUGAGAGACCUUGGGGGUGGUGAUGACCACCUCCUGACCUGGCCACGUCGUUCCUACUCCCCAGGGAGUUUUGAGGAUGUCGGUGGAGGCGGCGGCUAUACGCCGGACUGUAGCUCCAAUGAGAACCUGACGUCCAGUGAGGAGGAUUUCUCCUCAGGCCAGUCCAGCCACGUCUCACCAAGUCCUACCACGGCCUUCCGCAGGCCUUUUAGAGAGAAGAGCCGCUCACCGUCCCAAAACUCCCAGAACUCCCAGCAUUCCUUUGACAGCAGCAGCCCCCCAACACCGCAGUCCCAGAAGCGUCACCACCGGCAACAGGGAGGCCACGUGGUCAUGUCUGAAGCCACUAUUGUCAGUGUCCGCAAGACCGGUCAAAUCUGGCCACCUGCCGCCCAUCACGACCUUGUACCCCAUGGCAGAACAUCCCAUGACAACAGCUUUCAUGGAGACCACCUCGAUGGUCAUUUCACCGGGACUCCUCCCUCGUAUGGUUACGAUGCAGACCGUGCAGAGGAGCAGCGGAGGCAUCAUGACAUCCUGCCGUAUAUCGAUGACUCGCCGUCAUCUUCACCGCACCUCAGCUCCAAAAGCCGCAGCAGUCGGGACACUCUGUCUUCUGGAUCAUUGGAGUCCUCCAAGUCGACUGAAUGUGACCUGGAAAAAGGUUUGGAGAUGAGGAAGUGGGUCCUCUCUGGGAUCUUGGCCACUGAAGAGACAUACCUCAGUCACCUGGAGGCACUGCUGCUACCUAUGAAGCCUCUGAAGGCUGCAGCUACGACGUCGCAGCCUGUGCUCACCGUGGCCCAGAUAGAAACGAUCUUCUUCAAAGUGCCUGAGCUGUACGAGAUUCACAGGGAGUUCUACGACGGACUUUUGCCUCGCGUACAGCAGUGGAGCCACCACCAGAGAGUCGGGGACCUCUUCCAGAAACUGGCCAGCCAGCUUGGAGUUUACAGAGCAUUUGUGGACAACUAUGAACUGGCUGUGGAGACGGCGGAAAAGUGCUGCCAGGCUAACACGCAGUUUGCUGAAAUCUCUGAGAACCUGAAGGUGAGGAGUCCCAAGGACUCUAAGGACCAGACAGCCAAGAACUCUCUUGAGGCUUUGCUAUAUAAACCAGUUGACAGAGUGACUCGCAGCACGUUGGUACUCCAUGACUUGCUCAAACACACGCCCACCAGCCACCCGGACCACCCGCUUCUGCAGGACGCUCUGCGGAUAUCCCAGAACUUCCUGUCCAGCAUCAACGAGGAGUCUACCCCCCGACGUCAGUCUAUGACUGUCAAGAAGGGAGAGAGCCGGCAGCUUCUGAGGGACAGUUUCAUAGUGGAGUUGGUGGAAGGAGCGAGGAAGCUGAGACAUGUCUUCCUCUUCACUGAUCUGCUGCUCUGCGCCAAGCUGAAGAAGCAGAUCGGAGGUAAAAACCAACAGUAUGACAGCAAGUGGUAUAUCCCCCUCAAUGAGCUGACCUUUCAGGGCCCCGAGGAGACCGAGCCACUUACCAUUCCCCAGGUCCCAGAUGAAGAGCUUGACGCCAUGAAGGUCAAGAUCUCACAUCUCCGCAGUGAGAUCCAGAGAGAGAAGAGAGCCAACAAGGGUUCAAAAGUCAUCGAGCGGCUCAGGAAGAAGCUGUCUGAGCAGGAGUCUCUGCUCCUGUUAAUGUCUCCGAGCAUGCCACUCAGAGUCUACAACAAGAACGGCAAGAGUUACAGUUUCCUGAUUUCAUCCGAUUAUGAACGUGCAGAGUGGAGAGAAAUGAUCAAGGAACAGCAGAAGAAAUGCUUUAAAACUUCUUCCUUGACCUCCAUGGAGCUGCAAAUGUUGACGAACUCUUGUGUCAAACUGCAGACUGUACACCACAUGCCACUGAGCAUCAAUAAAGAAGAGGAUGAAUCCCCCGGUCUCUACGGGUUCCUGAAUGUAAUCGUUCACUCUGCCUCCGGCCUCAAACAGAGCUUGAAUCUCUACUGCACAUUGGAGGUGGACUCCUUUGGCUUCUUUUCAAAUAAAGCUAAGACGAGAGUGUAUCGAUACACUACUGAACCCAAAUGGAACGAGGAGUUUGAGAUUGAGCUGGAGGGCUCUCAGACCCUGAGGCUGCUCUGCUACGAGAAGUGUUACAACAAGACCAAGCAGAACAAAGAGGAUGGAGAGAGCACAGACCGCAUCAUGGGGAAAGGACAGAUACCGCUUGACCCGCAGACGCUCCAAGGCAAAGACUGGCAGAGAACAGUUAUUCCUAUGAACGGGAUCGAGGUUAAACUUUCCAUGAAGUUCACCAGCCGAGAGUUCAGUCUGAAGAGGAUGCCCUCACGGAAACCCAUGGGUGUGUUUGGAGUCAAGAUCUCCACAGUGACCAAGCGAGAGCGCUCCAAGGUGCCCUACAUUGUCCGGCAGUGCCUAGAGGAGAUUGAAAGGAGGGGUAUGGAGGAGGUGGGAAUCUACCGAGUAUCAGGAGUCGCUACUGACAUUCAGGCCUUGAAGACCGCCUUUGACACCAAUCAUAAAGAUGUGUCAGUGAUGAUGAGUGAGAUGGACGUCAACGCCAUCGCUGGGACCUUGAAGCUGUACUUCAGAGAGCUGCCAGAACCACUUUUCACUGAUGAGCUCUAUCCCAAUUUUGCAGGCGGCAUCACCCUGUCCGACAGUGUUGCCAAAGAGAGCUGUAUGCUGAACUUGCUGCUGUCACUGCCUGAACCCAACCUGGUCACAUUCCUUUUCCUUUUGGAUCACCUGAAGAGGGUGGCAGAGAAGGAAAGCGUCAACAAGAUGUCUCUCCAUAACCUGGCAACGGUGUUUGGUCCGACUUUGCUGAGGCCUUCUGAGAAGGACAGCAAGAUCCCCGCUAACCCCACCCAACCCAUCAGCAUGGGAGACAGCUGGUCCCUGGAAGUUAUGGCACAGGUCCAGGUGUUGCUGUAUUUCCUGCAGCUGGAGACGAUCCCAACCCCGGACAGUAAACGUCAGAGCAUCCUCUUCUCCACGGAAGUAUAGAGCUGACACUGAACUCUGCAAACCUGAGACUUCGACCAUGAACGAGUGAAAAGGAGAAGGACUGUGGCUCAAAGUGAGCCUAUAGUGUGAUAGCCUAUAGUGUGUUUUUGAAUUGACUGACCAGGUUCCUGGAAAGGGUUAUCUCUGGCGAUGCCUACCCUGCCUCAAACACAAGAGGGUGACACUGGGCCUCUGAAGGUCCAUGCCCUUCAUAUCUCUCCUUACCUGAUAUUUAGUGUGAUUCCUUAUACCUUCACUGAUGACGUGAGUACACCUGCCAUCCACAUUUCUUCACCUUAAUCUUUGUCUUAAGGCUGUACCUUUGCAGCUUGUAGACAGUUGUUCAUGUCAAAAAAAUGUCAAAAUCAGUCCAUAAGAGAACAAAAUAUGUCUUUCUUGGUUCUUGAAUUAGUUUGCCAACAAAUUAGAAUUUCCAUUUACCUUUGUGUUUGGGCAGUGUUCCCUGUCUGUGUUUCUUUUGGACAAUCAUCAGCUCAAGACUGCAAAAUAUGUUUAUCCAUCUGAAACAUUGCUUCAUGUCCUGUUGAAGAAAAUUCUAACCGUGUCUUACACAGUCUCAGAGCUUUGUUUCUGAGUAGACAAGAGGAGAUGUUUGUGCUCUAUGUGAGAGUCAAACUGAACGUCUGGAGCUGCCACAAUGCCACUGGCAUUUUUUCUUUGUGUCGGGAAGCCAACACCUUUACGUUAAAGUGUUUACAACGUAAACAAACCCCGGAUGAAGUCAGAGGCAAACAUUACAGCUUGAAGAGGGACUGUAAGAGGAUAAAAGGAAACCGAUGAUUAGUAAUACACUGCAUUCUGACUACAUGCGUUUUUUCAGAACAUAAAAGCAAAUUGUGUUGUUUGUGUCUACAAGGUAGUAUUCAGCUUAAAUAUCCAGGAAGCAAUAUAUUUUCUAACAUAGGAAUUGUCUGUGUUCAUAUCUUUAUUGACGAUUUGUCCUCCGUAUUGUGACAAGGGACAUUUUGCCAAAUUAAUAUGUUGUUUGUUUGUUUGUUUGUUUCUAGGAGGCAAAAGUUGCAGUUGUAUUUACAGAUACAGUAUGUACAUAUUCUGAAAGUUGUAUUUUUUUUUCUUUUGGUUUAACAGUAUAAUCAUUGUUGCUUUUAUUGUAAUUUAUUUUGAGGGCCUGGGGGGAGAAAUCGGUUCAUUUUUCUAUGUGAACUUUUUUCUGUUUCACUAAGAAAGUGGUAGGUCUUAGCCUUGACUUCAGGUCUUGCAGUAAAUAAGCAGGAUUUAGCCUUGUUCUUAUAGAAACUACUCUGCUGUCUGUCCGUCCAGCCUAUUGGUUAUCGUUCAUUUAGAUAUUAUAAUGAAGGUAAUACACACAUUGUAGUUACAUACUGUAUGCUGCUGUGGAAAAGGCACAAGCUCUUUAACUGCUGGGUGUUCCUCAGCAGAAUGUCUCACAUCCAGAGACCAUCGCCUGUCUAGCGUAGACAUUAUGCAAUGUCAUAAUACAGCACACAAACAAACACACACAUAUGACAUUGUCUCCUUUUUGUAUCAUUUAAUCUGUGGCUGCAGAGUUGCACUCAUGCAAGAUUAGAACUACUGUAUUACAAUUUAAGUGACCUGAGCACUCAGUGUUUGUGUCCAUCGAAGAAGCUCUCUGUUCGUUUUAAUGAAGGAAUAUUACUUUCUUUUUUCUCCUGACAUCUUUGAGUUUUUUUUCCUCAUUGCAAAAUAUCCAAAUAAUUUGUUGUCCUCGUAACUGUUCUUCAUUCCGUUAAGCUUGAAGGCGUCCAACUCAAUGGCAAAGAUAACAUAGAGGGCAUGUUUGAGGAAAUGUUAAUAUAACAAAUUUUAAGUUUUAAACAUAAAUGUCUUUAGCAAAGCAAGAGGAUUCUUCCCUUUUGGAUACAUAUCAACUCUCGAAAUGUCAAGACAUUUGCUCACUUUGCACAUGACAAUACAGACAAAACAUCCGUCUAUCGAUCCCAUAAAUAACUAUCUCAAGUAUGCCUUUGCUUUUUUUUUUUUUUUUUUUUUGCUAAUUUUGACCAACUGUAUCAAGCACACAUUGUUUCGUCAUUUAUAUUUUAGGAUGUAAGACAGAGAAUGAAGCUAUCAUUCAUUCAUUCAUCCGUCACCUUUAUGACAAGUCCCGAUUGCCUACACUAUUCUACCCUAUCGUGCCUCGACACUUAUGUUUUGCUUAGCGCCUGUGGUACUCGAAAUUUCAGUGGAGACGCUGACAGUGGAAAUGUCGUUCAGUCUCCUGUUGCCUUUGCUGAGGAUGGCCACAUACUUUUCAUUUCUUAAAGACUAAGACAGGACCUUAAACUUAAGCAUGGUCUUAGCUCAUAGCAUACAUACCAGUUCUACUCACCACCUUCAUCUGACUGUGAUGCUGUAAUUCAAACUGUGUUAAAGUCAGUCUUAAUGGGGCGAAGGACAGAAUUUCUUGCCUGUGUGCUUGUUUUAGCUCUUGAACUUUUAGCAUCUUUAAUGCCUUUUAUUUGUAUUUAUUUAUGCUUUGCCCCUAUUUGGAAAAAGAAGAUCUACUGCAGCUAUUUAUUUAUGAUAUAAUAUCAUCUGAAGUUAAAUUAAUGUUAGGAAAAUGGUCUUUAUACGAUGUGCUUUCUUUAGGAAAAUGUCUGUUUAUUAACUUUUUGUUUAUUGAUGUUCCAGCUGAUUGUUGCUAUUUUUUCCCAGAGUCACAACCACAGACAUAUUUUAACCCCUUAAUCCUGCAUCGCCAGCUCAUCUCUGUAGUUACUUGUGUUGUACAACAGACUGGCCACUGUGAUUGUUUAGCUAUCUGACGAUAACUGAAUAGCGGGUGCAGGUUCUUGUCCAUUUAAGAAGGUAGAUUUUGUGAGUUAACAUUACUCAAAUUUCUCUUACUUUUCCAUGGAGUUGUAUAAUAUGUAUUAUACUAGAGAGUACAUUAUUUGGUUUCUGUUUUAUUUAUUGUGGCGUUCACUGACAUAUGAUAAGUAAGGAUCAAGUCGGUGUGCCUCUAGUCUCUUUGAAAGCCAAGCUGUCAGUAUGUGGUAGAGGAGAAAAGAGUUGUAUAUUACUCUAAAACCUGCAUUGUUUUGGUCUGUUGAUUGUCACUGUAACUGCAUGUAUCCUCCAUAACCUCAACCCUCAGUUCUGUACAUGAAAAAGUAAAUACAUCAAAAAAGGUUUAGUUUAUCUGUGAAAUAGCCUGAAGAUAUGGAACAUAUUGCUCUGUAUGAAAGUUACAAACCUCUUUUGUUUAUUGUACACAACCCAGGUAACUGUCCCUACAUUUCCACACUAUAGUUAAUACUUUUAAGAGACCCCUGCUGCCACUUCUACAACAUCAAGUUGACAUUGCAUCCGAGGACAUAAACCUUUGGAAAUGUGCUAGUUUUGUUUUAUUUUGUCACGUAAAGCUGAGGAUGGGACUGACCAACCACAAACACUUUCUCCUUUUACCUUUCUCAGUUUUUUUGACUCUUGUUCCUGUUCAAUAUUCAAUGUUCUGCUUGUAGAACUGUAAAAAGGAAUACUGUAUCCUGAGGGCAAACAUGUUUGGAAGGCAUUUGCAGCCUAUGUUUGUACACAAAAAUGUUAAAUAAAAAUCUCCUUGUAUCUACAUAAAA